AGAAGAUAUGUUUGAAAUGACAACAUUUUUGGAAAAAAUUGAAGGUGGCGUAACAACGUUUGAUAAAAAAAUAAGUAACGUUUUUGAACAUAUUUUAACUUUAAAAAACAAAUCAUCUGAAAGAGGUUUUAAUCCUAUUAUCAAUAAAAUUGAUUCAAAUGAGUUAUUUGAACCAAUUGAUAGUCAGGGUAAAGUUGUUAAUAAAUACAAAAUACAUAAAAAACGUUAUAGAGGUCAAGAUGUGGCAUGUAAAAUCAUUGACGAAUAUGAUCAAUUUAACAAAAAUGAUCAACCAUGGAUGAAAUCCAAAUUAGAAACGAGUUUAAAUAAAGUUCGUGCGGAAUUAGCAAUUUUGAGUAAUUUAGGAAAAUGUGAUUAUAUUAUUAAUUUUUAUGGAUUAUGUGAAAUGGAUGGAAACACUUUGGGUGUAUUCGGAUGGACUGAAAAUGGAAAUUUGAAAGAACUAUAUGAGAAAUUUGAUAUCGGAUUGUCUCGAAAAUUAAAAAUUGCAUUAAAUAUUUGUCGCGGAAUUACUUUUCUUCAUGGAUGUCACAUUUUACAUCAUGAUAUUAGGUAGAUAUUUAAAGUUAUAAUGCCAAGACAUACUACUAGUUAGUAUACUAUUAAAAUUUAUUGAAUAAUUGUUAAUUAAAGUCAAUUCUUAACGUUAGAUGCGAAAAUAUAUUAAUAACCAAGAAUCUAGAACCAAAAAUUUCAAAUUUCAAAUAUAGUCGUGCUUUACAUGACAA
Rhizophagus irregularis DAOM 181602=DAOM 197198 is the source of this 749-nucleotide messenger RNA. The record is from RefSeq and is a predicted model, not a curated record. NCBI's taxonomy places the organism in Eukaryota, Fungi, Glomeromycota, Glomeromycetes, Glomerales, Glomeraceae.